Molecule: messenger RNA, 2516 nt
Organism: Melopsittacus undulatus (budgerigar)
Lineage: Eukaryota; Metazoa; Chordata; Aves; Psittaciformes; Psittaculidae
Gene: GORAB
Product: golgin, RAB6 interacting
Exons: 5
Coding region: 30-1244 (404 amino acids)
Biological process (GO): non-motile cilium assembly
Source: RefSeq, a predicted model, not a curated record
CUCCGCGGCGUUGCCGGCCAGGGCUGUCUAUGGUAUUUGCCUGCGGCGAGUGGGCGGCGGUGGUGGGGCAGCCGCGGGCCUUGCCUGCCGGGCGCCCGUCAGCGGAAGGAGGAAGCGUCAUGGCCGAAGCCUGGGCUGGCUUCUCGCAGGAGGAGUUGCGGCGCUUACGGGCCCAGCGCCCAGAUUUGUAUGGACCCUCAGAGCAGCAGCAUCGACCCCACACUGCAAAUAAGAGUCGGAAGCAAUCCCUGCGAGAAAAAGCUCUCCAGCAGCAAUGCCAGAAGCUGGGACUGCAGGGUGGAGCAGCUUCUGUGCCUCCUGAGCAGUUACUUUCUGUACCAAAACACAAACCUUGUCAUCCUCAGCAGCUUGUGCCACCACCUCAUCCUCCUUCAGCAGGAGAUCAAAGGCAAAAUAACAAUGGAGACCAGCAGAAGGAAGUGACACUGGUAGAUCCCUGUAAUGGCAGUAACAGUGUCCAGCCCAACUCCAAAGUGGGAAAAAAGAAAGUGGAAUUGUUAGUAAGUUGGCAGGAAAAGUCUCGAUGGGAAAUCCUCCAGCAAGAGCAACGGCUGAUAGAAGAGAAGAAUAAACGGAAGAAGGCACUCCUGGCCAAAGCUAUUGCUGAGAGAUCUAAAAGAACUCAAGCUGAAACAGUGAAACUGAAAAGGAUUCAGAAGGAGUUACAAGCUCUGGAUGACAUGGUGUCUGCUGACAUUGGCAUCCUGCGGAACCGCAUUGAUCAGGCCAGCUUGGACUACUCCUAUGCCCGGAAGCGGUAUGAUAAGGCUGAGUCGGAGUAUGUGGCAGCCAAGCUAGACCUCCAGCACAAGACAGAGAUUAAGGAGCACCUCACGGAGCACCUGUGCACAAUCAUACAGCAGAAUGAACUUCGCAAGGCGAGGAAGCUGGAGGAGUUAAUGCAGCAGCUGGAAGUGGAGGCAGAUGAGGAAAAUCUGGAACUUGAGAUAGAGGUGGAGCGGAUGCUGCAGCAGCAGGAGGCAGAAGCAGGGAGACAAGCCAGCCAGUCACACAGUCAUGCUGGGACAACUAAGGAAAACCUCACUCCCAGUGUUACGGUGCAGGAGAAUGAACAUGCUAAUCAUGCUGGUGCUUCUCCUGCUAUUUCCGAACAGUUGCUUCAGUCUCAAAACUCCAGUACCAAAUCCCUCUCCAAUAUGGAUAGUCAAACUCAGGCAGUAAAUGUGACUCCAGGAAUCUCCUCAGCUUGUUCUGCUACAUGACUUAAUAUGUUCAGAUAAGCCAGCCGGUUAUGGCUGAUAUACUCUCUGCAGGCUUGUGUGCUGUAUGUUAUCUGGGCUUCUACAGUGCCAGUAAUAUGCACUUAAUUUUUCCUUUAAUAUGGUUCUCAAAUUUUAAAGGUGCCUUUUUUUUCUUCUUCUGCACAAGACUCCCUUUUGGGGUUUACCGUCUGUCAUCAUCAUUUUGGUUUAAGUUCAUGUUCUAAUACUCAGCUUUUCAUGGGGCUUUGUACCUUCCUGAAAGAGGAUACUUGGAAGCAAACAGUAAGGCUUUUCCAAAGGCUUUCAACAUAUUGCUAUUACAGAUACCUGUUGCAAACAGUGUGCAAGAGGUACAUAUCUACAGGAGACAACAUCACAACUUAGGCUUCUCCUGAACACAUUCCACCCCCUGACAACUGCAUUAGGAUGUUUGUCUUCCUUUGUAUCUCUAAGGGAUCAGUUUUCAAUGUUUUUUAAUCCUUUGAAACCCAUGUGCUUGCUUUAAUUGUCUUCCUAGCUGAUCCUCUCUCUUGAUUUAAAGGAAAUUUGCAUGUUGAAGCAAAUUGCGAAGUCUUUUGUAAUAUUUCCUAUUUAUCACUUUGCCUAUUUCUUCCAGAUAACACUAGAUCAGACAAAAGCUAUGUAUUGUUCACAUUAUCUAUGAAAUCACAGCGGCUAUGAUUUAGCAAAAAUUAGGGGUUACAGUUUAAGACAUUGUAGGAUAUAUCAUGUAGAAGUAGAAACACACAAGAGAAAGUAUGUUACGAUUAAAACUGUUCCAUUACAAACAUUUUUCCUCUGUCAUAGUUGCCUCAAAGUUCCAAUAAUUAGACAGGGAUCUUGAAAUUAAUAAUUCCCACAGGAUAUUGGAAUUGAGCCCAUUUUCACAUAACGUUCAGUGCAUUUUCUUGCCUGAAGCGCAAGUGUGUACCCCACAAGAAGUUCAUCUGGUUUGUUCUGUUGCCACUGAAAGGCUUUAAGAAGUUAUUCCAGGUGGACAAGGUCUCAGGAAUUAAAAUAGAGGACAUAGGCAAACCUCCCAUAGACUGAUUGCAGCUGCAGACCAUGGGGACUGUGUUCAUAUUUACUUUGUAACAGAGGAUGGCUACUUUCAUUGUAAAAAUGGUUUCUGUAGUACCUGACCUGAACAUGUCAGAGUUUAUGAAUCAGUUACUGAAUGAUGGCAUCAAGUAUAUAAAUGGGACACUUGUAUCUAUGGCUUUAAUAGUGGAAAAACAUGUCACUACAUUUCAUUUUUAUUCUAUUAAUAAA